AUGGCUAAUCCAUCAUUCCUUCCAUUUAUCCUUCUUCUUUCAUCUCUAUCUUCCGCCAUAACCGCCAGAAACCCCUACAUUCCACCACCACCUGGCCUCACCCUCAACCACUACGCUAAAUCUUGCCCUAGAUUCCAUGAAAUCGUUCAACAAAUCGUCGUACCUAAACAAUCUGCCAACCCCACCACCGCCGCCGCCACCCUCCGCCUCUUCUUCCAUGAUUGCAUGGUGGGUGGCUGCGACGCCUCCGUCCUCAUCUCCUCCAAUGCAUAUAACAAAGCUGAAAAAGAUCAAGACAUUAACGAGUCGCUCGCCGGAGAUGGAUUCGACGUCGUAACUCGCGUCAAAACGGCUCUUGAAAUUGAAUGCCCCGGCGUCGUUUCGUGCUCCGACAUCCUCGCCGUCACCACCAGAGACCUUAUUAUUCAGGUCGGCGGUCCACAUUAUGAAGUCAAGUUAGGCCGGAAAGAUGGGUUGGAAUCGAAAGCUUCAAACGUCGAAGGUAAGCUCGGCCGGCCGAAUAUGACGAUGGACAAAAUCAUUAGUAUUUUCGAAUCCCACCGUUACACCCACCGUGAAAUGGUGGUUCUGAUGGGUGGCGGCCACACCAUCGGCUUCGCUCACUGUAAGGAAUUCGAGAGCCGGCUAUUCGGACCAAAACCCGACCCGUCAGUCCACCCGAGGUUAGCCGAAAGAUUAAAGGGGAUGUGUGCCAACAGCUCGUCGGACCCGGCGAUAUCGGCGUUUCUCGACCCGAUAUCCGCCGGAAACUUCGAUAAUAUGAUAUUUAAAAACCUGUUAAACGGGUUGGGAGUGUUGGGUACGGAUCAAGCAAUGGCAUCCGACCCGAGAACCCGACCGUUUGUGGAGGAGUAUGCUAGAGAUUCGGUUGUGUUCUUUAGGGAUUUCGCACGUGCGAUGGAAAAGACAAGCGUGUACCGAGUCAAAACAGGAAGUCAAGGGGAAAUUAGACGCAGAUGUGAUGCAUUUAAUAACCUUCCAACAGGCACAAAAUAA
Molecule: messenger RNA, 1017 nt
Organism: Cynara cardunculus var. scolymus (artichoke)
Lineage: Eukaryota; Viridiplantae; Streptophyta; Magnoliopsida; Asterales; Asteraceae
Product: peroxidase 41-like
Exons: 1
Coding region: 1-1017 (338 amino acids)
Biological process (GO): response to oxidative stress; hydrogen peroxide catabolic process
Molecular function (GO): heme binding; peroxidase activity
Source: RefSeq, a predicted model, not a curated record